AUGAGACCUUCUUUAAAAUCUGAAUCAAUAGUCUAACCUGCUAACUUUCCAAAGAUUCCCUAGCAGUAAUACUUAUAAAAAACAUCAAGCAAAUAGCAUAUUUAGUCAAGUCCAGUAGUUAAUAGCAUAGAGUAGAACCAUGCAAUAAAACCUUUAAAUAUAGCAAGUAAUCCAGCUGUGCUUUAUUAAAUGCAUUCUCCUACUUAAUUGAAGCAAAAUUAAAUUUAAUUUGGAUAUAAUUUCUAAAUAGCCAGCCCUUAGUAGCAAUUUAAGCAAGCUCCUUUUACCUUCAACUAACCAGCAACAGUACAAUAAUUUCUCUCACCUCCUUAGCAAUUUUAAACUGAAAGAGCUACUCGUGUUCAUACAUAACCAACUAAAAACUAAAUAAAAAAUGAUAACUUUUAAUAAAUUGAUUAGGUUUCUCCUACUAAAUAAAAUUUAACCACUCUUAGUAGUAAUGAGUAGAAUUAGUAAACUUAUUAUUACUAAAAUAUGAGCAACCAAAAGAAUAAUUUGAGUGCUUAAAUUUUAAACACUACAAAUUCUAAUUAUUCUCCUUAAAAGUAACAAUAGCAGAAUCAACAAUAAUAAUAGCAACAAUAGCUUUUUUAAAAUACAAUAAUCAAAUAAUCUCCUAAAACGAAUGCCUAACUUACAACAUAAAUUUUAAUUAAAAAUAAUUCUUAAUAUUAAACACAACAACAGCAACAAUAAACUUUCUAAAAAUAAUAAAUGAUUUAGCAGUAAGUUAAACAACCUCAAAUAUCUGCUUAAAAUUUCAAUAUACAAGAAUCUCAAUAAUAAGAAGUUGAUGCUAAAAUGAAUACAAUGGACUAAAAAAUAAACUUGUUAGUUUAAGAAAUUAACUCUCUCUAAAUUCUAAUAGUAAAAAAAAAUAAAGAAGCUAAGUAUUGGAAGCAAAAGUACGAAGCUAUCGAUUAAAACAUGGCUUCUUUUUUAAGCGAUGAAGAAAAAGGAGAAAAUUUAACACCAAGAAGAUUGUAGAGGAAUACUGACUCGGUGAUUGAAGAAGAAAAGGAUAUAGAAAAUAGUGAGGACUAUCAUAAAAGAGACUAAUAUAUUAGUUAGUUAAAAAAUAAAAUAAAAGAUUUAAACUAGCAACUAUUUGAUAAAGAUCUUUAUUAUAAAGAGCAGCUAGAUACGAUUACAAAAAUUAUAAAAUAAAAAGAUGAAUAUUUGUAAUAGUAUAUUUCUCUCAAUUAAGAAUUAUUAGAUAAGAUAGAAGUGUUGAGUUAAUAAUAGACUCAGUUUUAGUAAGUGAAAGAAGAUAAUGAAUAACUUUUUAUAGAUUUAUAAAAUAAAUAAGAAAUGAUUGAUAGACUCUAAAAAUAAUUAAAUAUUGAUGACAGGACAUCUCUAUACAAUUCAUAAUGUAAAAAUUUUGAUGAAGAUUUAACAUAAGGCUUGGUCAGCAAGCUUAAAUAAGAAUGUACUAUACUUUAAUCAGAUUAUUAAAUUUUGUAGAGUUAAUAUAAAUCUCUGAAAGCAGAAAAUGAAAACUUGCAAGCAAGAGUGAAUACCCUCUAAUUCGCAUAGACUAAAGGUACAUUCUUUUCUAAUGACUCUCCAAGCGUUUAUGAUAAGCUUGUAUUUGAUAGAAGCACCGAAAUUAAAAAGCUUUAAUAAUAAUUAAGUUAAUAUGCCACAGUAGUGUAAGAAAUUCAAAAUGAAGAAGACUUAUAGGAAAGUUAGGGAUUAUAAAAUUAGUCUAAUAAAUAAAAUCUAGCAGAUAGCUACCAUUCCUCUCAAAGUAAUAGAGAUAGCUAAAUGAAGCAGCAAUAAAUAUUAUUAUCAGAUUUUGCAAGUUAAAGAAACUAUUCUCAUCUAUCUAACAAUAUAUUUGCUGCUUCUUCAUAUAAUAAUAGUCCUUAAAAAGACCCAAUUUUGCACCAAGAAUCCAUAUGA
This is a messenger RNA of Tetrahymena thermophila SB210, 1929 nucleotides long. RefSeq names its product Sec1 family protein. NCBI's taxonomy places the organism in Eukaryota, Ciliophora, Oligohymenophorea, Hymenostomatida, Tetrahymenidae. The transcript is spliced from 5 exons. The record is from RefSeq and is a predicted model, not a curated record.